This is a messenger RNA of Alternaria hordeiaustralica, 2829 nucleotides long. RefSeq lists its product as uncharacterized. Bases 1 to 2829 code for a protein of 942 amino acids. Gene Ontology annotation, cellular component: fungal-type vacuole. The transcript has 7 exons. Gene Ontology annotation, biological process: proteolysis. NCBI's taxonomy places the organism in Eukaryota, Fungi, Ascomycota, Dothideomycetes, Pleosporales, Pleosporaceae. Gene Ontology annotation, molecular function: aspartic-type endopeptidase activity. The record is from RefSeq and is a predicted model, not a curated record.
AUGGACCGCGCAACUAACCACGACCUUACAGAUAUUCUCGACGCCAUGCCCAUCCAGAACUUUGAGCGCCACUCCAAUGGCACGGGCCUUGGUCUCGUUGUGCGUCCAGAGCAUGUGCGCAUUGAAUUCAAGAGACCCACACACAAAGAUAUUCAUCUAUUCAACGAAGAAGUGCGUUCACUAUUCAUCACAGACGACGUUUUCAAGUCAUUACGAAAUUAUCUCAUCGAUGGCGGCGGCGGAGGUCCCUACGAUUGUCGGAAACAUCUCUGGGGUGAGGUCCCAGCUGGUCUUCGCUAUGCAUACCUCCAACAUCGCGUUAAGAAGCACGGUGCCAAGCACAGUUUGUUCGCACACCUUUUCAUCCCCGUGUAUGAGUCUCAGCUCAACAAGCUGAAAACAUCGGAAAGAAACCGCGCGGCUAGACAUGAGAAGUUGAACCGGUGGACCAGCUAUUGUAUGCACGAGUACUGGGAGGAGACCUGGUUAAUCGCGCACUGGUCUUCAGCAGCGCCAGCAAAGGUAUUGCCACACUACGAUGACUACACCGUCAACGACCGUCCCGAGAAGCGCAUUGAGAACGAUCGCAAGUUUCUGGAAAUACUUUGCGCUAUCGAUGCGGACGAUAGAGGUGCAGUGCUCGAAGUAUUCGCCGGCUUCCACAGCGGAGUGGACGAUUUGAAUUACUGCUUCGGUACCACGAUCCUCGCUUUUGCAGCCAAACAUGGAAGUCACGAGAUGCUUACACUGCUACUCCGUUCAGUCAAACGCUUGACUUACAAACAGUUAUACAAGUACUUAUAUAUCGCCAUCACAGAGUCCAGCAACCCGCUUGCUACUAUCGACGUCUUCAUUAACCACCUUUCCCGGCACUUCAGAGAUGCAAAGGGCAACGUCUUCACGAGAACAGACGUAGCAAGACGCCUCCUCACCCAAAAUCUUCUUCUCGCAGCCUUGGCAAGAUGGGAUCUGUUAGUAGUCGACGCCAUAUGCAAAUGGAUGGACAGCAUUCCAAACUUUCAUGGCAAACUCGACAUGUUCAAAGCAAUCUUCGCCCGAGCUCUUCCCGAUCAGACUCUGUGCGCGUUGUUCCCCAUUUUUGCGACCCUGGCAACAAGGAGUGAGAAGAUGCCGGGACUCUUGGCCAUGAUCCCCACGCACCACUUUGGUACAUCAUACCAGCAGCGUCUCCGAAGUAAGUUCACGGAGGUCCGUAGUCAUGGCCGUUUGAUAAGUUCACGUCACCCUAGACUGCCACGCAAUGGUGGAGCAAGGAGUUACACAGGAGCCGGUUAUUUCCGUAAGGUCCACCUCUAUUCCAAAGAAAAGAAGUACAUCGAUUUGUCAAACUCAUUAUUCCUGGCAGUGGCGAACGGGUCGCUGGAUUCGGUUGAUAGGCUAUUGUGGGCUGGUGCGGAUGCGGAAUAUGAAGAAGACGGAGGGAGGUUGCUGGACGUGGCAUGGAAUGCCGGAAGAAAGAACGAGGUUGCGCAGCACAUCUCGCCAGCACAACCACUCUCGCACCGCGAUGUAGCGUCCCUAUCCGACGUUCAUUCUCGAUCACUUCAAGAGCGUGGUAUACCGCUCGUCGACUCAGCCAUUCCCCUCAAGCUACGUUCCGACGCUGGCAGACAACUUGCGAAACGCCAGAGCGGUGGGCCAUUACGCACGAUCUAUGAUGGGGCGCAAUACGCCAUUGACGUGACCAUUGGCACGGAGACGCUUCAAGUUUUGAUCGACACUGGAAGCAGCAGCUUUUGGGUACCAAAGGCCGAUUUCGUAUGUGUAGACGUAAACGGCACGCAACAAUCUCAGCCCACUUGCGGAUUUCCAAAAUUCGGCCCCAAAAGCUUUACUGGUGGCCAAAUCGCGGACCAGAACUUCAACGUGACAUAUGGUGGAGGGGAAUUUGCGACUGGCAUUGUGGGUCUUGAAGACGUUGGCUUUGGAGGUGUGACCGUCAAGAAUCAGAAGAUGUCGUUCGUUAGCAGGACCUACUGGCUGAGCGCAGGCAAUCUGACUAGUGGACUUAUGGGCUGGGGACUCGGUGCCACCACCGCCAUCUUUGAGGGUGCAGACCCGUCCCAAGACGGCGGAAAAAAGCCUAUAUUCGUCAAACCAUGGCUGGAGACCGCCUAUGACCAAGGCUUGGUGGCAAAGCCCAUCUUCUCGGUCGUACUCGGCAAGAGGGGCAAAGACGACGCGGACUUGUCAGCUACGGGCUUCCUUACGAUAGGAGGAGCGCCAUCGUCAUCGUCGUUGCCGCUCACGGGUACCUACGCUACCACGCCUAUCCUCAAAGAGACUUUUGAUCAUUACCAGCUGGAGAACGAGUAUGUCCACUAUGUCAUCCGACCUGACGGGUUUGUGGUCAACUGGAAGUUCAUCGCCUGGGCACCAGGUACCUCCGCGGGCACCCAUUACGGCGACAGCCAAGAACGAUUCACGAUCCUGGACACCGGCACCGCUUACACCAUGAUCCCGAAGGCCCUUGUAGAGACAAUCGCUGCAGCCUUCGACCCCCCAGCUUCCUUCAGUGAGGAUGACGGGCUCUGGGUGGCUUCGUGCAAUGCGAAACCACCUUCUGUCGCCAUUCGCAUCAACGGAACGGACCUUCCCUACGCCUCAUCAGACGUUCUCGUCGACGGCACUCUAGGUGUAAUCGACGAGCAGAAGCAGACAUGCAUAGUGGGUUUCAUGGAACCAUCUACUCCGCCUUGGGGUGGCGACCUGCCGUAUAUCCUCGGAGCCAACUUUCACAGGAAUGUACUAGCGGUACACGAUGUUGGAAAUAAGGUAAUGACGUUUGGUGCGCUGAAGUGGGAGUAA